Molecule: messenger RNA, 708 nt
Organism: Closterium sp. NIES-65
Lineage: Eukaryota; Viridiplantae; Streptophyta; Zygnematophyceae; Desmidiales; Closteriaceae
Source: the annotation of a GenBank genome assembly
AUGGUGAAAAUAGGCGGCGCGCGAUUGGAGGACGUGUCGCCGUUUUUCCAUCUGCCUAUAGAGGAGGCGGCGCGCGAGCUAGGCGUGUGCUCCAGCGCGCUCAAGCGGCGCUGCCGGCGAUUGGGAAUCAAGCGAUGGCCGUUCCGCAAGGUGCGCAGCAUGAGCAACUCACUAUCGCGUACGAUGGAAGGCAUGUGCAACGUGGGCGCGGGCGGGUUCGUCCCCCCGGAAUACCUCCAACCAGACGCCGCCACGCGUCUCGCAGCGCAGGUGGCCGCGGCAAAUCUAAUUAACCUGGACCAGACGCGCCGCCCGCUACUGCCGCCCAUGAACCGCCCGCUCAUGGGCGCGCGGGGGGCGGCAGGCGCGGCGGCGCCCGCGGCGGCGGGAGACGCGGGGGCGGGCGCGGGGGGGAUGGUUGCGCAGAUGGGGGGAAGCGCGGGAGGAGGUGGCGGAAGCGGAGGGGGGGAUGGAGAUGGGGAUGAGAUUCAGGAGGCGGGAGCAAUCGUGCUUCAUAUGGGUGACUCUCCUGUACUCGCUUGGGAGUCACCCGAUAAGUGUGACGAGCAGAGCCCGUGGGAAGGCGGAGGAGGCGGGAUGGAGGGCGGUUUUCGCGGCGCUGAGUUGGCUAUGCGUGAGGGCACUAUGGGGGAAGGAGGUACGUUGUUUUGGUGUCUCGUUAGGCACCACUCUCAUCGUUUUCCCUGA